UUCUCUAUUUCUCUUUCUUCUUCAAUUCAAUUCAAUACACACAGAAAAAAGUAUCUCUUAUCUUCUCUCACUCACACCAAUUCUCUUCUCCUUUAUCCAUUCCCCUUUGUCGGCCGUAAAUUAUCCAUUUCUGUUUGAUCCUUUUCUUUUAUCUGAUUUUGUGAAACUACUUUGGUUUCCUUAAUCUUGUAAUAUUGUGAUUUAUUGAGAUAAUUAACAGGAAAGUUGAAGACUUUAUUGUUGUUGAAGCUACGAUCUGUGAUCGGAAGCUGUUGCUUGUAAUCCAGAUUGCGGAGUAGGCAGAAUGAGCUCUUUACAAGGGCCAGUUAUUUGUCCUGUGGUUCGUGGGAAGCAAACAAGUCAGUUUGCUGUUCCUGUCAAAUCUUCUGUUGUGAGGGCUAAGACUUUGAAGAGUGGGUUCUGGGGCUAUAAUGGGAUCUCUAGCUUCCGGGUUAAUGUGGCUCGUCAACCACGAUCACGAGUAAGCAAGGCGAUUGGAUGCAGUUUUAGUUCAUCAUCAAAUGGAAAUGGCAGCACAGCAGAAAAUUCCAAUGAAAACGAUGCAGAUUAUGUGAACUCUAGCGUGGUAGAAGCUGUUGAAGUGCGAAGUGGACCAGAUGGUUUCAUGAUCAAGAUGAGAGAUGGCAGGCAUUUGAAAUGUGUCCAUAAUAAUCCACAAGGAGGUCAUCUGCCUGAUUAUGCUCCACAUCCAGCGAUUGUUUUGAGAAUGGAAGACGGGACAGGACUUCUUCUCCCUAUUAUUGUUUUGGAGAUGCCAAGUGCGCUGCUCAUGGCAGCUGUGCGCAAUGUACAAAUUGCCAGACCAACAAUGUACCAAGUUGUGAAGGAAAUGGUUGAGAAGAUGGGUUACACGGUUAAACUUGUCCGAGUUACCAAGAGAGUGCAUGAGGCAUAUUAUGCUCAGUUAUACCUGACAAAGUCAGAUGAUGAUGCUGAGAUUAUUAGCUUUGAUCUUCGUCCUUCUGAUGCAAUCAACAUUGCUGUGAGAAGCAAGGUGCCAAUACAAGUCAACAAGUACUUGGCUUACAGUGAUGGUAUGAGAAUAGUUGAAACUCCGAAGCCAGCAGUGCACACUACUGGUUCGGAUGGUUUAUUGUUCGCUGAGCUUGACAGACCUUCUGGCCGGCCAUGCAUUGAAACAAAGGAGUUUAUUCUUGUGCGGAACAUGCUGAUUGCAGCAGUUGAAGAACGAUAUAGAGAUGCAGCUCUGUGGAGGGACAAGCUUACUCAACUGCGGUCCAAGCGAAACUGGAUAUAACAGGUGUGCUUUAGAGUUGUCUGAGCAAAGGACUACUGUGUAUAUAGAAGCCAUUCAUCGGAGCCAAUGUGGUCAGCAUCUUCAAAGAUCAAAUUGUAACUCUCCGUUAAUAUGUAAAAAAAACUUGUGAAUAUCUGUAUAGAUUGUAAUGCUAAUGUAAAACAAACCGGUAAACUUAUGGUGUUCUUGGACAUGAACUUUAUUCAGUUUCAUGUUAAUCUUGCAUUUUAAACUGUG
Nicotiana attenuata is the source of this 1516-nucleotide messenger RNA. Its product is annotated as bifunctional nuclease 2-like. Gene Ontology annotation, cellular component: VCB complex; nucleus. The transcript is spliced from 11 exons. Gene Ontology annotation, biological process: protein ubiquitination. Lineage: Eukaryota; Viridiplantae; Streptophyta; Magnoliopsida; Solanales; Solanaceae. The record is from RefSeq and is a predicted model, not a curated record. The coding region runs from base 305 to 1279 and encodes 324 amino acids. Gene Ontology annotation, molecular function: nuclease activity.